AUGACGUUGUCCAGUAAUAAUAGUUAUUUGAUGAUUCCACCGAUGUUUGUCGAAAGCUCUCCUUCUUAUGAGAGUUUGAAUGAUGCACUGAAUACUGGUAACCAUUACGACCCAGCAGAAGUGAACGAAUCGACAACAUAUAUCAAAUCAGAAUUUUCUUAUUACAAUAACAGUAGCAACAACAAUAAUUGUAGUCUCGCUAAUCAGAAACCUCAACUUUUAGUUGAUACAACGACUGAUGAUAAUUGUUGCUCGAUUUCUUUACCAUCGCUCACUUCUUCUGGUCAAUCUUCGCCACAGCAAAGUGUUCCAACUAUAUUGUAUCCUUUUGCCGAGUUUCGAAAUUCGAGCAAUCAUCAUGACGAUAAUAAUAACAAUGGGAAUAAUGGAAAUACUAUUCACGUCAAAACCGAAGAAUUUCCAUUAGAUCAAUUGACUUUGGACUCAGUCUCCAGCUGUGAAUCUUCUCCGAUUAAUAGACCCGGAAGCAAUGGCAAUAAUAAUGUGACUAAUCAAAAUAAUAACUCGAGUACACUGGAAAGUCAUCAUCAGGAACAAGUGCGAUUUAUCAUUUACGAACCUGAAGGGCACAAUAAUCACCAUCAUAACAAUGGAAAUUGUGCAAGCGCCAAUGGUGGACAAUCUUCAAUUUCAUUGACUUUCGAUUAUUUACCGACACAACAACAUCAACAAAAUCACACGUUACCAUCAGAUUCACCAAAUUACGCAACAAGCACCACUUCUUCAUCACCAUCACUCUCAUAUACGCAUCUACGAUCUCAUUCUCCUGCACGUCCUUAUCCAUGCCCGAUGUGUCCACGAUCAUUUUCUCGUAAGCAUGAUCUUCAACGACACAUCCGAGUACAUACAGGUGUCAAACCUUAUCAAUGUCCAUGCUGCCGCAAGGCUUUUGCUCGCACUGAUGCAUUACGUCGCCAUUUCAAAGUCGAAGUAACAUGUGGACAGAGCGAAGCUGUUCAAAAUAUGAAGACGCGCAGAAGAUAUUCUGAGAUGCAAUAA
This is a messenger RNA of Ambispora gerdemannii, 1020 nucleotides long. NCBI's taxonomy places the organism in Eukaryota, Fungi, Glomeromycota, Glomeromycetes, Archaeosporales, Ambisporaceae. The record is from the annotation of a GenBank genome assembly.